CGCGAGGAGACCAGUGCCACAGUGCCGCUGCUGGGAGGCUGCCGCGCGACCUGGCACUCCCACGGCAUGGUCUUGCCUCGCCUCCCUCACUCCCAGGGGCGAUAGUCUCCCGCGUGGCCCCCGCACCACCACACCACCACCACAUCACCACCACCACAAUCACCACACCACUACCACCGCCACCAAUGCGUAAAGAGAGAUAGAAAGCGGAAUUUACGACUUCAGCUGGAUAAAUAGUUCAGGAGGAGAAGGAGGAGGAGGAGGAGGAAGAGAAGAACUGGCAGGAGGAGGAGGAGGAGGAAGAGACUUGAAGUGAAAGAUGGAACAUUUGUGUCUUGUAGGAAGAAGGAAGACCUUUUGACAAGAUCACGUCGGGAACUGGUGGAGCUGAGAAAGGUCGAGGUGGCGUCAUGGGCGCGGCGGGGUGGCCAGGCAAGGCGUGGGCGACGUGGGCGGCGUGUGGGGCAUGGGUGGCCGCCGUGAGUCUGGGGGGCGCCGUGCCUGGGGUGGCGGGGGCGGGGGUGCAGCUGGAUGGGGACUUGACUGGGGGGCUGUUCCCUGUGCACGAGAAGGGUGACGGCACGCCCUGCUCCACUGCGGUGUAUGACAGAGGGCUGCAGAGACUGGAGGCCAUGCUGUACGCCGUGGACCUCAUCAACAAAGACCCUUUUCUCCUCCCUAACGUGACCCUGGGCGUGCACAUCCUGGACACCUGCUCCAAGGACACAUACGCCCUCAACCAGUCCCUUGAGUUCAUCCGUGUAUCCCUCAACGCCCUGGACACCUCGGGGCUGGAGUGCGGGGACGGGCGGCCGCCGAGGGUGAAGUACCGCGCCAAGCCAGUCCGCGGCGUGGUGGGCGGGUCUUACAGCUCCGUCAGCCUGCAAGUCGCCAAUCUGUUCCGCCUGUUCCACAUUCCGCAGGUCAGCCCGGCGUCCACCGCGCGGGCACUGUCAGACAAAACGCGGUAUGAGUUCUUUGCGCGGACAGUGCCCCCCGACACGUACCAGGCAAUGGCCAUAAUGGACGUGAUGCAGCUGUUUAACUGGUCAUACAUCUCAACCAUCCACUCCGAGGGGUCCUACGGGGAGUUUGGCAUAGAGGUGAUCCACAAGCUGGCGGCGGAGCGUAACGUGUGCAUUGCUGUGUCUGAGAAGAUCCCUCACAACGCUGACCACCAGGUGUACAAUGCGGCCCUUGGGAACCUCAUGAAGAAGCCCUCCGCCCGCGCCGUGGUUCUCUUCACCCGCGCAGAGGAUGCCAGAGAAGUCCUGAAAGCAGCACGGCGCCUCAAUCUGACCUCCUACUUCCACUGGGUUGCGUCAGACGGGUGGGGGAAGCAGAGUCACCUAGUGGAGGGGCUGCAGGAGGUGGCUGAAGGCGCUAUUACCGUUGAGCUGACCAGUGACGUUGUCAAAGGCUUCGACACGUACAUGAGCCGCCUCACGCCGGAGACCAACACGAGGAAUCCCUGGUUUAAAGAGUACUGGGAAAAAUUUUUCGGCUGUCACCUUAGCAAGAUCCCAGGCAGUGACCUUUCCUGUGGGCCUGACCUUAGGAUAACGAAGGAGGCAGGCUAUCAGCAGGAUCCCAAGGUUCAGUUUGUGGUGGAUGCCGUGUACUCCUUUGCCCACGCCCUCUCCCACCUGCAGCAGAGCCAGUGCCCCGAUACAGCCACCGUGUGUGACGCAAUGAGCAACUAUGACGGUGGGGACUUCUAUAGAGAGUACCUGCUAAACGUGUCAUUUAAAGGCGUGGUCGGUUCGCAGGUGAAGUUCGACGAGGUGGGGGACGGUCCUGCACGCUACACUAUCUACAAUUACAGAAAGAUUCCUGGCACUUCUGUCUACAACUACAGCGUCGUGGGGAGCUGGUACAGUCGCCUGGACUUGAACCUUAGUGAAGUGUCCUGGGCUAACGAUACCACCACUGUGCCCACGUCAGUCUGCUCCCAUCCCUGCCAAGUUGGGGAGAUCAAGAUUGUACAGCAGGGUGACACAUGCUGCUGGAUCUGCACGCCUUGCAAGGAUUGGGAGAUGAUGGUGGAGGAGUCCUUAUGCCUUGACUGCGGACCUGGACGAUGGCCCUACGACAACAAAUCCAGCUGUUACGACCUCCCUCACCAGUACAUGCGUUGGACCUCAGUGUUCGCGCUGGUCCCCGUCGGUAUCAGCUGUCUGGGUAUCGUUCUUACACUCACAGUCAUCGGGAUCUUUGGCAGACACGAUGACACCCCAAUAGUGAAGGCGUCAGGCAGGGAGCUCUCCUACAUGCUUCUCUGUGGCAUUCUUGUGUGUUACCUCAAUACGUUCCUGUUGCUGGCAAGACCCGGGGCUGUCAUAUGUGCCCUGCAGAGGUUCGGAGUCGGGUUCGGUUUCUCCAUGAUCUACGGGGCAUUGCUCACGAAGACGAACCGAAUCUCACGAAUAUUCGACUCUGCUUCUCGCUCCGCCCGUCGCCCAGGUUUUAUCAGUCCCAAGAGCCAAGUGGUCAUCACCUGUUCUCUUGUAUCCGUGCAGGUUGUGGCGACAGUGGUGUGGCUUGUCAUAGAGACCCCGGGCACACGGUUCGAGUACCCGACAAGGGAGCAGGUGAUACUGAAGUGCCGGAUAAAGGACUCGUCUUUUCUCCUCUCCCUCAUCUACAACAUGUUUCUCAUCACCACGUGCACAGUCUACGCCGUGAAGACCCGCAAGAUUCCUGAAAACUUUAACGAGAGCAAGUUUAUUGGGUUUACAAUGUACACUACCUGCAUUAUAUGGCUCGCCUUUGUCCCUAUAUACUUCGGCACGGGAAAUUCAUAUGAGGUGCAGAUCACGACUCUGUGCGUGGCCAUCUCCCUUUCCGCCUCCGUGGCUCUCUUCUGCCUCUACUCACCCAAAAUCUACAUCAUCGUGUUUCACCCCGACAAGAACGUGAGGAAGCUGACCAUGAACAGCGCCACGUACAAGAAGUCACACCCGGUCUCCAGCGCGGCCUCCAUCAACCACGGGUCGGAGGGCGUGAAGCUACAGACAGUGCCGGGGACGCCCUCACGCACUGCGACGGAGGGAGGCAGUCAGAGCAUGGAGAAUGAGGCGCUGCUGUGAGGAUACCAGAAGUCGUACGUGCCCUAUGAGUAUCCUUACUACCACCACCACCACAACCGUCAGAGUCUUACGUAUCCUAUAGGGAGUAAGGAAGGAGUGCAGGUGACAAGCAAGGAGUGGCAGGACUAAGGGUGAUGCCUAGCUGACACAGGAGGGUUGAUGUGUAUCCUUCGAGUGUCCUUCGGGUAUCCUUCACCACCACCACCACCAUCACCACCACUACUACUACUGCUACUACUAUUUCUAAGUGGAACGGCAAGAAAUAUCGAUUGUGGUGGCAGAUUUCGCUAUUACCACCACUACUACCACCACCACUACUACCACCACCACCACCACUACUACCACCACCAAUGCCUUCCGCUCCAUUCCCAGGACCUCUUUAGCGCCACUGCCACUCCUUCCCCUCCCACUCCGCCUCCUCCUCCUCCUCUUCUCCAGUGUACCCGACCCCCCACUCUUCCCCUCACCGCAUCACCACACCUGCUUCUCCCAGCCCCCUCGUGGUGAUGUCAAGUGAUGUUAGGUGAUGUUGAGCCCACGUCAUAUGCAGGUGUUGUUGCGUCAGUGAUGUGAAGCGGAACGCCAACAAAUAUGCAACUUAAUAUACAAAGCACUGUAAAAGAGUAUAACAAACAAACAAACAAACUAACUAACAAACAAUAACUAGUUCUGUAAUGUUUCUCUUCUUUUCCCUCUCUUCCUCCUCUUCCCCCCAUACGAGUAGCUCCCCCUCCUUUCCUCUCUCUCCCUCCUUUCACCCCAUCUGCAGCCCCCACCACACAACCCGGCGCCUCCUGACCUCUAAAGGCUUCUCAAGGUCACCCACAAACAGUGACCCCCCCUUGAGCCUGCACGUGGUGGUGGUGAAGCUUCAACUCCUGACGGUGAAGCCUCGAAACAGUAACGGAGCUUGUGUCUCGAGCAGGCGGCCAUUACAACAUUCCGAGGACCUGCAGAGGGCAACGUGUCCCUCCGUCAGCGUCUCCUACAGGCAGUGAGACUCGGGUGCCAUCAUAUCAUUACUGUCUAGACUAAAUGAAGUAGAUAGAUUCGAAGCUUCACAAGACGAGACGAGGCGAUGUGUGGACUGUCUCAUGUCGUGUGGAGUUGUUAUGGAAAUUCCUGUGUUCUCGUGUGACUCCUCUCUCCCCCUCGCUGGAACACGCUGGAUGUGGACCAAUGGACGAGUGAAAUCCUCCUUGAUCGUUUUAGACGUUGGGACGAGGGAAGGAAGCCUGGUGAGGUAGAGACACACAGAGACAGGCAGGUUUGAAAGUGAGAACCGUGCUUACAGAUAGAUGUUUGGUGGAAAAGACGAAUAUAGUGUUUGUAAGUGAAAUGAUAUGUGGUUAAAGAGAUGCUGACGAGAGAGAGAGAGAGAGAGAGAGAGAGAGAGAGAGAGAGAGAGAGAGAGAGAGAGAGAGAGAGAGAGAGAGAGAAAAUUACAAAUGAAACAAAUAUCAAGACACACACAGGUAUAUAAGUAUAUACACCAAAAAUUACCUAACUAGUGAGUGAAAACACAGAAAAUAAAUACAAAAGAACCAGGAUACGAUAACAGAUUUCUUCCGAUGGUGCCAAACGGAACGAGUGGGAAGGAAAGACGAGACGGGAGAGAUGGAACAGAAAAUGGAGUGUGAGCUUUAAAAGGGUGACUCUGACGCGCAGUGCCACGUGCCACGAAGUCUACCCCCAUCCCAUCUCCCCCCACAGUCUCGCCCCUUCAACUCUGACCUUCAGUGAUGCGUGAGAGACAAAAAAACCCUUACUGGUUUGUGAUAAGUAUUAGAGAUGACUAGUAUAGGUAAGGAAUAUUUCAACAGAUGCUAGGAUGGGAAGGAAAAAGGUUUGUCUUGGUAAAUGCAGUACUUGGAAAGGGAGGUUUUAUGAUAGUACUUACAAGGGAUUUGGUUGAAGUACUUGAAAGUAGAAUAUAAGUACAGUACAGAUGCAUCUUAUUAAAGAAAGUACUUAGAUGUUACUGGAGUUGGAGGAAAGGGAAGAGAAAAGGCUAGGUUGAUAAAGACAGUACUUAGAAAGGCUGGACUUGAUGACAAAAACAAAACAACACAAAGGGAAGAUUAAUAUAAUACUUAGAAAUGAGAAUUACUGUUGUAUCUGGGAAUACUUAAAUUAAUGCCAACUGGUGGUGCAAAAAAAAAAAAAAAAGUAAAGGAUGAUAGUAAUACUGGAGAGAAUAACUGAAGCAUCCAUCUGUUAAAUAUUCAAGUGGAUAGUCUUGGUGAUGCAGGAAGGGAAGGAGAAAAGCGGAUUCGGGUGAAAGAGAAAGAAAAUUAUGAGAGAAAUAAUGACACUGGAGAUGCAAAACGAGAAUGAUGUUAGAACUUGGAAAUUAAAAUGAAAAACCAGGUAUAUUUGCUGCAAGAGAAAUACUGAAGUGGAAGAGAAAGGAAGAAAAUGAAGGCAAAAACAAAUGAUACUGACAAAACAAAUAAAAGGAAGAAUGACAGAGCUUGGAAAUGAGAACGAAAAAAAUAAGUAUGAUUGCUACAAGAGGAAUACAUAAAUGGAAGAGAAAGGAAGAGAAUGAUAAAGAGAAUAAAUAAUCUUGGUGAUACAGAACGAGAAUUAUGAUAGAAAUAAAAAUGAAAAGCCUGCUAUCUUUGCUACAAGGAGGGUGUUUACGUGGAAAUGUGUGUGUGUGUGUGUGUGUGUGUGUGUGUGUGUGUGUGUGUGUGUGUGUGUGUGUGUUUCAGGCGAGAACUUGAUUAAAGGGAAAAGAAAGAGAAUAAUGGUAGAAAUACAUAGAUGGUAUUGAUGUUGCAGUAAAGACAGUGAUGGUGGAACUUAAGGGAGAACUUAAAUAAAAAAGGAAAGAUUGCUAGUACUUAGUGAAAUGAGUAUAAUGAACAAGGUGAAGUGAACAAAGUGAAGUGUAAGUGUCCACCUCCCUCACUCACCACUCACUCACUCACUCACUCACUCAUCACACAACAUAUCAACUCAGUCACGGAAGAUUAAAACCGUGGCGUAACCUAAGUAAGAAUGUCGCUUAAUUAAAAACAAAAAAAAUGUCUCUUUUUAAACACUCUCACAAUUUUUCCUUAGCCUAGAAUAUUAACGCUUAACAAAGAAAACAUAUAUAUAUAUAAACACCACUUCCCUUUCUCUGUUGAUUCUCUUAAGGAUUGCCAACUCUAUGGUGCUGUUUGGUGUGUGAAGGUCACUCUUGUCACGACCUGUCUGGCUGUCCCCGUAGCAUUAAGGUGACACGUGAGGUGACCUGCAGAAGUCACGAUAUCUGUUGUGAUGACCAGGCCUCCUUGUGUGACGGUGACCUGGCGUGACCUAGCGUGACCUGGUGUGGCCCUAGCUCCCCCGGUCAUGUGUCUACCCAGUUGACAUCUCUCUGACCUUGAUGUCUACUGGUGAUAAUACUGCUGAUAAUAAAAGUAGUGAUGUAAUGCUAAUACUACUGCUACUACUGUUACUUCAAGAUGAUAAUGUUUAAUGAUAAUAAUAAUGAUAAUAAUAAUAAUAAUAAUAAUAAUAAUAAUAAUAAUAAUAAUAAUAAUAAUAAUGAUAAUAUGUUAACUAAUUAAUGAGCCUCUUGGAACGGGUUUGGUAGCUACGCCUCUUGUAUAAUAAUAUUCCUCUUCUUCUUCUUCUUCUUGUUGUCGUGCCUCGUAGCAAAUCUCUGCCUCCCUAUUGGCUGCUGACUCGUCCAAUCGCCGUGCACGUCUUCUGAAACUGAGCCCACAGGGGGCGUGACGGCGGCUGGCUACUCGCUUCCCCCUUCAGAGAGAGAGAGAGAGAGAGAGAGAGAGAGAGAGAGAGAGAAUGACUUUUUGUUAUGUACUUAUUGUUAGAUGUUAACUUAGAUAAACUUUAGAGAGAGAGAGAGAGAGAGAGAGAGAGAGAGAGAGAGAGAGAGAGAGAGAGAGAGAGAGACGUAUUACCACCCCGCUCUCUCUCCAACCACUCCCUACCCCCCCAAAAACACCCCCCACCCCCCCGCACAAGACUGUACAUAGCCAAUGAGUAAGUCGUGAAUUAUUGUCGUAAGUUAACAGCCACCAUUACAGACGCACGCUCCCACAAUGCACUUUAGAGGACCCGCGCGUCUAUCUGCACAAACCAAUACGUCGAAGCUUCUUACCCUGUGGUUCGCUGGUUCACUCGUAGACUUAAGUAUAGAACGGUUCGAUUUUCUUUUCUUUUUUUUUUUUCAUGGAUUUGUGGGUUGGUUCUUGGUUUCUUGUCUCUUUUACUUUCUUUUUUUUUUAUUUUUUUUCUUACUUGCUUUUCUUUGUCUUGUGUUUUUCUGUCCGUGUUUUUUUUCAUUUUUUCUUAAGUGUUUUUUUUUUCGUGUUUUCUUUGUGAUUUUUUUUUUUCGAUUCUUUUAAUUUUCUUGUGUGUUUUUGUGUUUUUUUAUAGUUUUCUCUUAUUUUCGACUUUUGUUGUUGUUGUUGUUGUUGUUGUUGGUGUGUGUGUGUGUGUGUGUGUGUGUGUGUGUGUGUGUGUGUGUGUGUGUGUGUGUGUGUGUGUGUGUGUGAUUUUCUUCUUUUGUAUUAGAAAUGAGAGUUUUUUUCACAUCUAUUCUUUUUUUAUCCUCAUUUUUUGUUUUCUUUUAAAUUUCCUUAUUUUUUUUUUUAUCUUCGAACUUUCUUCUGCUUUUCGAAUCAACAUCUCUUCCUUACCUCCUCCUCCUCUUUCUCUUCCUCUUCCUUCCUACUGCUUCUUCCUCUCUUCCUCCUCUUCUUUUCUUCUUCCUCCAAUCUUGUGUAAUUACUUUCUGCUUCCUUUUAUCGCUUUUUAUCGUUCCUUUUCCUUUUCUUUUCUUUUUUUUUUUUACUUCUCUUUAGUGUGUGUGUGUGUGUGUGUGUGUGUGUGUGUGUGUGUGUGUUUAAGCCGUCAAGGAAAAAUAUUUGAAUUGUGGGUUUAAAAAAAUUCACGCAGGUGUAAAUAAUAAAUUGUUGCCCUGAAGAAAAAAAAAAGAGAAAAAAAAAGAGAAGAGCGAAGCGAAAUUGGCCAUGAAACAAAAAGGAAAAAAAAAAAAUAAACGUGGCAUAUAAUUAUGAAACGUUUAGGGAAAAAAUAUAUAUAUAUGCGGUGGACGUGAAUAUAUUUCCUUUCAUUUUUCCUGCUCUUUUUUCCCUCUUUUUACGUUAUAUCGAGUCAUUACAUUGCCUAACUGAAUUACUCAACACGUGUAGCAUUUUGGCAGUAACAGUACAUCGUUUUUACACAUUUACUCACGCCAGGAAACGUUUCAGUACAAUUAACGUUUUCAUUUUACCGCUCGCUGGGAAAUCUGGUGGUGGUGUCACUAAAAUCGUGUGUUCCAGCGGUGAAGUGAAGGGGGUUUGUAUUGAGGUGACUUUGUACGAUAACUGCCACUGGUAAACGUGACACCAGUGAGUUUGAGUUUCAGUGGGGAAUGUUGGGAAUGUUUUACUUAGAUCAAACUUUUAUUUUCGUCUUUUUUUUUUUUUUGUUUUAUGAAUGGUGAAGUGAAGGGUUUGUGGUAAGGUGACCUUGUACGAUAAUUACCACUGGUAAACGUGACACCAGUGCGUUUGAGGUAUAUCAAACUUUAAUUUUUCCCAAUGUCUUUCUAUUUAGUCAGUAAAAUCGUAUCUUUCAGUGGUGAAGUGACUUUGUAUAAUUAGUUCUACAUCAAAACAUUACUCCAUUACAGUUAUCAUUGUAAUCGGAAAUGUUUCUCUCAGUCAGACAUUUCAUUUGUUUCACUGUCACUCUAUCCGGCAGGGAAAAUCAUUUGUCUUAUUGUUGAAAUGGAGAAGAGGAGUGAAGUGACUUGCUACGUUCACUUCUGAGCGUAACAACAAUACAGUUUCAGUCACGCUGGGAAAUUAGAGCCUUGAGCGUUUUAAUUUAGUAUUUCUCGUUAUAAGAUCUAGUCCGCCUCACUUUACCUGUACUUAAUUAAUGCGGCGACAAAGUUACAUAGGUAUUAUUUCCUUUUAUUUAUCCACUGCCUCGUGUAUUUCACCUCUAGUUCAUUUAAAAGUUAUUAUGUCUUCUAAAUUUUCUGCUUUUUCUAUUGUAUCGUUUAUUCUUUCCUCCGUUCGCUCGUUCAUUUCACCUGUAGUUCAUUUAUACCUCUUAAAAAUUACAUGUCUGCUUAAUCAUUUCGUUCCAUUCACCUGUUCACUCAUGUAUCUUACCUGCACAUCAUUCAUACAUCUAAAAAUUUACGUUUUUUUUAUCUUUUACCAUUGAUUUAUUCUCUAUUAAUCUCUUCUGUCGUUCAUUUCACCUGUAAUUCAUAAAAAGUCACAUGUUUUAUUAAUUUUCACUCUAUUUACUCUCUCUUCACCUGUUCACUCAUCUAUCUUAUCUGUUUUCAUUAAUACGUUUGAAAAAUUAUCUUCUUAUGUUCCUACUGUGUUGUCUGGUUUGUCUGUCCACCUCUUCACUCGUUCAUCUUACCUGCCUUUCAUUCACGGCCUCUCCUGCUCAGUCUCGCCAUCCUGGAGCAAAAUAAAGACGAGAAUGCAAAAAGAUACACCAAACUUGCAAGUAAAGUUGAGAAUAUUGUUGUUUAUCUUCCUUGGCUUCGUGUGUUUGUUGUCGUGUGUGUGUGUGUGUGUGUGUGUGUGUGUGUGUGUGUGUGUGUGUGCGGAUGUUUCCUUGCGUGUUUGCUUUGUUUCUUUUUUUUUUCUUGUCGUUUUCUUUCUUUUAUCUUCGUCUUUUGUUUGUUGUGUUUUUUUCCACCUUUAUUUUAAUUUUUGUUUUGUUUUUCCUUUAUUAUCUUAACUGGUGCCUUUCUCCAUCUGUUUAUUUGUGUUUCCCUUCUUCCUUACGUGUGUGUGUGUGUGUGUGUGUGUGUGUGUGUGCCUUUUUCUUCUAUUUAGUAUGUACCGUGUGCCUCCUUCCCCUCCCCCCACCCCAACACACGCACACGCUACCCCACCACUCUCCCCCCACACACCCACUCCUCCCCCCCAACCGAGCACUGCCGUCUAUGUUCCGUUGGUCCAUAUGUGUCAAGAAGAUGCAGGUGUGUAGUUCAUGUGUGUCUAUAUGUGUCAUGUGCUUCGAUACACACACACACACACACACACACACACACACACACACACACACACACACACACACACACACACACACACACACACACAUACAAAUUUUACUUCCUUUUUUCUUUUUUUUUGUUCUAUUUCUUUUUUUCUGCUAUGUACUUUUUCUUUUUUUUCCUUCGUUUGUUUCUCAAUUUAUUUCUUUCCUUUUUUUUUUUUCGUUUUCUUUGUGUAUCGUAUUUUUAUUUAUGUCUUUAUUUUAUCUUUUGUUCUUCCAUUUAUAUAUUUUUUUUUCUUUCUACUUUAUCUUUUUAUUCUGUUUUCUGCUCCUCCUCUCCUUCCCUCCCUCCCUUCUUCCCUCCCUUCUUUUAUCUCCUUCCUUUCUUCCUUCCUUCCUUCCUUUCUUCCUUCCUCUUUUCUCCAUCUGUUUUCCUCUCGUAUUCUCUUUCAUUUCCCAUCUGUAUUCCUCCUCCUCCUCCUCCUCGUCCUCCUCCUCUUGCUCCUCCUCCUCCUCUUACUUAAUCCCAGCCUCCAGGUACAACCUCAUAGCACAGUGAGCGAAACAAAAAAAUAAUCUUGAACGCUCCUUUUAGUUCCGUUAGUUCAAUUUCCACUCGCGUCUCAGUUUCGAGUGUCUUGUUUUUUUUAUUUAUUUUUUUUCUUUUUCGUAUUUUUUUUUUUCAGUAAAUGGUCGACAUCAUGUUUCGUCACCUGCAGACUCUGUAUAUGAACAGUGAAUGAUAAUAACAGUACUAGUUUUACAUGUAUAAUUCUUUGUUUUUGUAAUGUAUAGGUUAAAAAAAAUAAAGAAAGAAGGGUUGGGGAAUUAAUAUUGACUUGAAGUAAAAUAUUGUGUGUAUUUUUUUUUUUUUUUUUUGGAGGGGAAGUGAAAAACAAAAUCUGAAAGCAUUUUGUACCUGUAAUUAGAAGGUCUCUUUAUGUACCGUUCUGAAUUGUACGUACCUGUUUCUCUUAAGUGACUAUCCCUAAUGACUCACUCACUCACUCACUCACCUGUCUGAAUUGUAAUUAGUGUAAGUGCAGUACACCUCACCUGUGAUCUUCAACAUCUGACAAUAUUACUACCUGUUAGUGAAGCAAGUGUGCCCCGUCUCACCUGUACUUCACUUCUGUUCCACCUUUGUCUCCUCCUCCUUUCAUCCUCCUCCGAUUCUCCUCCUACCUUUCCUCCACUUAUUCUCCACCUUUCCUCUGCUUAUCCUCUCCUCCUUCCACCUGUUGUCGAGCUGAAUACUCACUUUUAAUGCACUUUUGUCUCUCGUUCACUUGUGCUCCACCUGCCCUCCACUUAUUCUUCAUAAUUGACUUUAUGCAUUUCCUACCUGUCCUCCACUUCUCCUCCACUUUUUGUCCACUUUUCAUCCACCUCUCCUCCACCUGUUCACUCAGUAAUUAACCCACCUUUGUCCCUCUCGCCUCCACGAUUAACAUUGACUAAUUAACCUGAGUAUCCUGGAAUAAGCACAUCUGUUCUUCUCCUCCUCACCUGUGUUCAUUCACCUGUUCAUUAUUGUUCACCUUCGUUUGUAACUAUUUUUCUUUCUUUUUCUUUUUCUCGUUUUGAUGUUUUUCUUUUUUUUUCUUUUGUUUUUUUUAUUUCUGUUCGUUUAUUUGUGAUUUUUAUUUUGUUUUGUUUCCUUUCAUUUACUCUUUUUUUUACUUAUUCUCUUUCUUUUUCGUGUAUUUCUUUAUUGUUCCUUUUUUUUAUUUUCUUGAGUAUCUAUUCUUUUUCCUCUUCCUUCCAAUUUACGUUUUCCUCUUUUCUUUUUUUUAUCUUGAGGAAAUUAAACAAUAUUUUCCUUCUAUCCCUUUAUGCAUUAAUUUACCCUACGUAUUUUCCUUUUCUUCAAUAUUUUCCCCUCUCAUUUUUCUUCCAUUCACUUAAUUUCCCUUCCAUUUCAUGAUUAGCAUUUCUUUUUCCAUCUGACAAUUCAUCACUAUUUUUUAACCCUUUUUCUUUUCUUUUUAUACAAUCUACACUUUCUAAUAUUAACCUUUGGCCUUCCCUCACGUGGAAUAUUCUUACUUAUGUUUCUAUCAUGCUAUUCGUUUCCACUUUCAUCUUCACUACAUUCAAAUAUAUAUACAUUCCUAUUUGUGUCUCGUUUUCUAUUGUAGUUUGGUUUAUUUAUUUAUUUAUUUAUUCUUAUUUGUCUUUUUUUUUUCUAUGGUGAGUUUUUAUAUAUAUUUUUUCAUAUUUGUUAUCUUUUUUCUUCUUUUCCUUUUACUUUUUUUUCUGGUAGUUCUGUUCUUUUUUUCAUUUUUCUUGCGUAGUUUUAAUUUUUUUUAAUUAUACAUGUGGUUCUUUUCUUUUUUUUUUCAUUUUUUUUUUUGUAUUUUUCAUUUUUAUUCUUAUUUUAUCGUCCUUAUCUUGUGUUUUGUUCUCUCAUUAUCCUCCUUUUUUUUUUUGGUCUAUUUUUCCUUGUUAUAUUUAAUCUUUCAAUUUCUUUAUCCUCAAUACAGUAAUUUUUAUCGACUUUUCCCUCAUUGUGUUCCAUUUAUCAUCUUUAUUUUCUCUUACCAUACUUAUUUUAUCAUUUUCCUUGUUUCUUUUCUUUUUUUUUCUUUCUAUACGUAUGUUGUAAUUUUCCUCUCUUUUUUUUUAUCUCCUUUCAUCAUAGUCUACGUAUCUUAACAGUUUUCUUUUCUUUCUGUCUUUCUCUUUAUUUAUUUUUCAUUUUUGUGUCAUUUUCAAAUUCACAACAACAAAUCGUUUUCUUUUUUUUUUAUCUUUUUCUGUUCUUUUCUUUGUCUUUCUUUUUUUUAUCUGUUUUUUUUUUCUUUACGUUAUUUUCCAUUUCACAUACCAGAGCCUUCACCACUACCACCACCACCACCACCACCACCACCACCACCACAAAAAUAAAUAAACAAAUAAAAGGGAUCUUGUAUGUUAGCUCUUAGUUUUUUAUGUAUUUGGUGAAUCUUCUACAUCUUAAUAAUAAAAAUGAAUAAAAUCAA
Scylla paramamosain (green mud crab) is the source of this 13078-nucleotide messenger RNA. It is a transcript of the gene mGluR, whose product is annotated as metabotropic glutamate receptor-like. The record is from RefSeq and is a predicted model, not a curated record. Gene Ontology annotation, molecular function: group II metabotropic glutamate receptor activity. Gene Ontology annotation, biological process: G protein-coupled glutamate receptor signaling pathway; regulation of synaptic transmission, glutamatergic. Lineage: Eukaryota; Metazoa; Arthropoda; Malacostraca; Decapoda; Portunidae. Gene Ontology annotation, cellular component: plasma membrane.